AUGGAUUCAGAAAAUGGUUUCUUCAAAGAUUUUCCAGUUGAUGAUAUGCGUUUCAUUUGGGAAAAAGUAAGUUGUUUUAAGUAUCGAAUUUUCAAGAAAUCACUUUUUUUCUCAGCUUGAAUAUGACGAUGCUCGAAAUCUAGCAGACACUUGCUCAGCACUCAGAAAAUCAUAUUUCAAAAACCAAAUUUAUAUCCAAGAGCCACAAAAAAUUGUUAUGCGAAUCAUCCAUCGAUCAUAUAAGGGACGUGAUACUGUGAAUAUAAUGCAAUUUUUGGUGCGAAACGGAACUACACGACAUGCUGAUUAUCCAGAUAUUCAUUGCAAGAAUAUGAAUCAAAUUUUUUACAAAUUGCGAAAUAUGACACGGGAAAAAAAUUUGACACGAAUUUUGUUGGAAUCAAACAAUUUACAUCAUUCAUUCAGUUUUUUCUAUUUAUGGGCUCCAGGUAUUCCAUGUGAUAUAAUUACCGGAGAAUUGACAUCAAGUCUUCAUUUGACAAAUGCGACAAGUUUAGAGCUUCGAGUGAAGAGAUUCACUUUUAAAGUUCAAAAUAUGCUCAGAUACUCAACACUUGAACGAUUGAAGUUUAGCUUACAUUUUCGGUUUCUUGAACAGCGUUAUAUUAUUCCAAAUGUAAGUUGAAAUGUUUUAUUUUCUUUCACAAAACCUCCCUAAUAAUUUCUAUUUCAGAAGAAUCCGGAAAGUUUGAAAAACCUAGAAAUCUCCGUAUAUUUUGAUGACAUCAUUACCAAACCAAAUUAUGUUCCAAAUGAGAAAAAGUGAGUUGAAGCCUAAGAAGCCCAAGAAGCCUUAAAAGCCUAAUUUGAUUUCAGAAUCGAGUUGUGCCAAACAAAAAUGGGAUAUUUAUCGAAAUACUUUUCAUUUGCUCAAUCUGGAUAUUUUGUGAUUAUCAAAACUGAAGAUUUUCAAAAUGUCCAUCGUUCUUUGGACUGCAAUAUUUCCGAUUAGUUUUUGAUGGAUUUUUGAAAAUUCGAAGAUUUCUGAUGUUUUUUGAACUAAAAAACUGCUUUUUUUGUCUGCCUUCUCUCUGGGACGCGAUUUUUUCUUCCGCAACAAUUUGAAAACAUUAUUAUUCACGCUUGUAUUUUUUUUUGAUAAAAUUUUUUUUUGCAAAAAAGUUAUCUAAUUAUCGAACUUCAAUAUUUAUAAACAAAAAUUUAUAUGAUUUUUUUAUUCUCGAAAGAACACAGGGAAGAGUGUUAGAUUUAGAAAUUACAGAGAGAAAAUGCACAGGUGUUUUUGCACAUUUUCUUCCCAGAAAACUGUAUCUCAUGCCUGCGUCUCUCUCUCUCUCUCGUCGCGUCCCUGUGCGGUAAUACACACGCCAUAAUCAAUUUUUACUAAUUACUACAUCUACAUAUAUUUUUUCGAAAGUAAAAAAUGGAUUCAGAAAAAAGUUUCUUUGAAGAUUUUCCAGUUGAUGAAAUGCGUUUUAUUUGAGAAAAAGUAAAUAAUCUAUUUUUUUCUGUUUCAACAAAAAUUGAAAUUUUGAUUUUCGUGUAAAGAAUUCAACGAAAAAUUAAAAUUUGGUUUGAAAACAUGACCGUCUCCAAACAGAAAUUUUGGUUUGGAGACAUGAAAUUUUUUGUUUAUUAACAGUGUUAAAAAUUUUCUGUCAAUUUUUUUCUGUCAAAAAAUUUUUAUCAAAACUUCUUUCCCGCUCAAAAUGUAAGUGUUGAAAUUUUAGAGAAGCUUAAGAAGAUUUGGGAAGCUUAAUAAACUUAACAUAAGAAGCCUUUAGAAGCCUAAGCUCAUAAAACCCGCAAAUUUUUUAUAAAUUUUUUUCAGCUUGAAUAUGACGAUGCUCGAAAUCUAGCAGACACUUGCUCAGCACUCAGAAAAUCCUAUUUCCAAAACCAAAUUUAUAUCCAAGAGCCACAAAAGUUUGUUAUGCGAAUCAUACAUCGAUCGUAUGAGGGACCUGAUACUGUGAAUAUAAUGCAAUUUUUGGUGCGAAACGGAACUACACGACAUGCUGAUUAUUCAGAUAUUCAUUGCAAGAAUAUGAAUCAAAUUUUUUACAAAUUGCGAAAUAUGACACGGGGAAACAUUUUGACACGAAUUUUGUUGGAAUCAAACAAUUUACAUGAUACAUUCAGUUUUUUCUAUUUAUGGGCUCCAGGUAUUCCAUGUGAUAUUAUUACCGGAGAAUUGACAUCAAGUCUUCAUUUGACAAAUGCGACAAGUUUAGAGCUUCGAGUGAAGAGAUUCACUUUUAAAGUUCAAAAUAUGCUCAGAUACUCAACACUUGAACGAUUGAAGUUUAGCUUACAUUUUCGGUUUCUCGAGCAGCGUUAUAUUAUUCCAAAUGUAAGUUGAAUUUCUGAAAAGCCCUUUAUUUCCACUAAAAACUUCUCUAUUUCAGAACAACCCGGAAAGUUUGAAAAAACUAGAAAUCUCGGUAUAUUUUGAUGACAUCAUUACCAAACCAAAUUAUGUUCCAAAUGAGAAAAAGUGAGUUGAAGCCCAAGAAGCCUUCAAAGCCUAAUUUGAUUUCAGAAUCGAGUUGUGCCAAACAAAAAUGGGAUAUUUAUCGAAAUACUUUUCAUUUUUCUCAAUCUGGAUAUUUUGUGAUUAUCAAAACUGAAGAUUUUCAAAACCUCUAUCGUUCUUUGGACUGCAAUAUUUCCGAUUAG
Molecule: messenger RNA, 2661 nt
Organism: Caenorhabditis angaria
Lineage: Eukaryota; Metazoa; Nematoda; Chromadorea; Rhabditida; Rhabditidae
Source: the annotation of a GenBank genome assembly